Molecule: messenger RNA, 4375 nt
Organism: Cryptotermes secundus
Lineage: Eukaryota; Metazoa; Arthropoda; Insecta; Blattodea; Kalotermitidae
Product: tubulin polyglutamylase ttll6
Exons: 17
Coding region: 417-2801 (794 amino acids)
Biological process (GO): microtubule cytoskeleton organization; protein polyglutamylation
Cellular component (GO): cilium
Molecular function (GO): tubulin binding; tubulin-glutamic acid ligase activity
Source: RefSeq, a predicted model, not a curated record
AGGGGCGGAGGCGGAGGUGUAUGCCAUGUGGUCAAUAAAGAUGAUAAAAGAUGGCUGGUGUAGUGUCGCAACUGGACGUUGAACAAUUGUUUUUCACAGCUAUUGGAUUGAAAACAAGUCGUUGAUACCGAUAAGUUGUUACUCGAAGCUUCCACAUUGAGAUAAAUGGUAUCCUCAGAACAACAGCCUAUCCUUGGCUGAGGAGUGCUGCUUCUUAAUCCUGUUACAAAUGUAUAAUCACUCUGUGUAAACAACGAAAGCAGUGUGCCAAGAUUCAAAAAGGUGCUGAAGAUGGUAUCAUGUACUUACCACAGUAAUGCUCAUGUGUGCACAUGAACACACAUAUAUGCACACAUACUUGGUUGAGGUUGAUGUGAAGAAAUUCAGGGGCAUUUUGGUCAUGACAGUCAGUCGUCAUGAACAGUGGCAGAGGAAGAAAGAUGGUCCCAGUGGUGCGGCCAAGCAAGAUGGUGGAAUUAGUGAAUUACUGGGGCAGCAGCAGCAAGAUUAACAGUGAAGGAAGCCACAGCCAUGUGGAGUAUAUUAUGACCAAAGAUGAAGAAGAUGGAAGAGUUGGUGCAGCGCGUGCCUUGGAUGAUGUACAUAAUAAACUUCCAAGAAUCCAGGAAUUGCCCAUACCAGAAAAUUUUUCUCAGGAUUGUGAUGAAGAGAGAAAAUAUGAACACAAUGCUCAAAUUACUGAACAAUGUGCAGAACCCUUACAUGUGCUUCAUAAACCAGCAGUGCCUGAAAAGAUAGCUAUUGAAAGUGAGAGAGAGUUGUCUCCAAAUGAGGAAGGACAUAAAGGAAGAUGGAAGAAGAAGAAAAGAAGACACCGAGUUACAAUUUGCACAACAAAUUGCAAAUAUGAGGUGGUUCGACAAAUAGCCAUGAAGCUAGGAAUGAUGGAUGUGUGUGAAGAUGACUCAUGGAAUCUCUACUGGACCGAUACAUCAGUAUCAAUUGAGAGAGUCAAAGAAAUGAAAAGAUUCCAGAAAAUAAAUCACUUCCCAGGCAUGUCGGAGAUUUGUCGUAAGGAUCUGCUGGCUCGCAAUCUUAACCGCAUGUUUAAAAUGUUUCCCAAUGAAUAUAAUUUCUUCCCUAAAACUUGGUGUCUUCCAGCCGAUUACAGAGAAUUGGUGGCUUAUGCACAGACUGCGAAAAACCAAACUUAUAUCUGUAAACCAGAAACUGGAUGCCAAGGGAGAGGCAUUUAUAUCACAAAACAUAUCACUGAAAUUAAACCACAUGAUAAAAUUGUUUGCCAGAUUUAUAUUUCAAGGCCAUUUCUUGUGGAUGGUUUCAAGUUUGACUUGAGACUUUAUGUCUUAAUAACAUCAUGUGAUCCCUUGAGAAUCUAUGUCUACAAUGAAGGACUUGUGAGGUUAGCCACAAGCCGAUACCAAGAACCAACUGUCACCAACACUAGCAAUGUGUUCAUGCACCUUACUAAUUAUUCUGUCAACAAACACAGCCACACUUACAUUGUGGAUGAUGAAGCUGGCAGUAAAAGGAAAAUAUCAACACUCACUAACUGGUUGUUGAAGAAGAAUUAUGAUGUUCAAGAGAUGUGGUCAAACAUCGAUGAUGUAAUUGUAAAGACAUUAGUUGCCGCUCAUCCUGUCCUAAAACAUAGCUAUCAUGCAUGCUUCCCAGCACACGACUUUACAUAUGCCUGCUUUGAACUCUUGGGAUUUGACAUCUUAUUAGACUACAGACUUAAACCAUAUCUAUUAGAGGUAAAUCAUUCUCCAAGCUUCCAUAUAGAUGCUCAGAUUGACUGUGAUGUAAAAGAGAGUCUUCUUAAAGAUACGUUUAUUAUCCUGAACCUUAAACAGUCUGACAAAAGGAAAGUAUUAGAGGAGGACCGACGAAGAGUCCGUGAAAGACUGCUGCAAGGCAUUAAUCACAAGGAAAUUGAACAAAGGAAUAAUGCUGCUGCAAGUUCUGGAUCAAGUCCUCAAGAUCAUUGGAAAGGUCACAGUGCCUGGGAAGAGUCCCAUUUGGGGAACUACCAUUGUGUCUAUCCUUGCCUUGGUUAUGAUAAAUAUGAGCAGUUCUUCCAUCAGAACCAGGGUUCAUUGUUCCAGGAUACAGCUGCAUCCAGAGCAAGAGAAGAGUAUGCCCGUAUGCAGAGAGAGGAGUUACAGGUGAAAGCAAAGGCAGGAUAUCGUAAGGCUGGGCAGAAAAACAAGAAUGUUGACAAGCUGCAGCCUGAAUCCCCAUUGAGCAGAGAAAGCAAGACUGCCCCAGCAAUAAAGAAAAGAUAUAUGUUACCAAAACGUGUUGCAGAAAAAAAGCUGUCUUUUCUUAAUUCAUUUGAACCAGGUCAGAUUGUAGAGUGUGAAGAAAGGACAAGAAAUAUAAGAAUGGCAGAGAGAGACUUCCUGUUGAAAAGGCUUGGCAUUGCAGGACAGAUUGUUAAUGCAAUGAAGAAGAAUGGCAGUGUAAGGCUGGACAGAGAGAAACAAUUUAAUCUGUAUAGAAAGAUGUACAACUCUUCACAUGCUAUAGAUGAAGAGAGUAGUAAACUUCCAUCCAUGUUUUCCAGUGCUACUAAGCCUCAUUUUCCACAUCACAUCAACAGGAGCAAUUUUGUCAUUAAUCCAAAUCCUCGUUUGAGCAUUACUUGCAACAAUGCUCCAAUAUUUAAGCGUCCACAUGUUCCUCAUGAUACCUGGCUGGAAGGGAUCAGCAAAGAAAAAGAUGUUCGGUUUACCAAGAGUCAUGUGGCACGAUCCAUUACAAACACGUAUAAACUGCAAGAAGUGGUUAGAAGGAAACUACAGCACAAUUCUUAAAGCCAGAGCCAGAGUUGAAUUCAGGUUUGAACCACCCUAACUUACCACUUUUUGCAGCAGGACUGGUUUGUUGCAAAACACUUGUGUACUUCAUAUCAUACCAUGCCACAAAUGUUGAGUUGUUCUUUAAUGAAUAUUCUAGAAUACACGGCGCCAGAUCCCAGAAGACGACUUUCUUCAUUCUAGUCAUUUGUUUAACUUUUUAAAAGUUUUGUUUCUUUAAAAGUAAAUGUGCUGUAACUAGGUUUCUCUUUGAUAUUUAUAUUCAAUGCUCAGAGUAGAAGGAAGGGAUUCUGACAAAUGAUUUAAUAACUUAAUUUUUAAAAACAGCCAAAAAAAUAUAUUUCACACAGUAAACUUGUAACAGUGGCCCAAAUCUUCCAGUAUGUUCCAGUAUACAAUUUAUGCAAUAUUAUUAUUAUGCAAGUAUUUCUGCCAGCAUCUGAAAAUAAAACAUUUAUGUUUCUUUUUAGAGCAUAGUUAGAAUGUUGAAUAUUAUGAACUUGUUUUAAAGAUACGAGGUUUUCACAGAAAUGGAGUUUCAUAUUUUGGUCUUAUGGGUUGGUACCAACAUGCAUGUGGCAACCACUGGCAGAGGGAAGUCAAGUCAACACCUCUCCAUUGAAAAAGCCUCCUUGCAUUCCUACGUGGGAGGAAUGAAGUGCUUCCGCAAUGUGUUCAGGGAGCAGCCAUCUUCCCUGUUUGUGUUAUGCUUUUAUAAAAUUUUUAAGGGACUAGAUUAAAAAAAAUUGUAUGGUUGGAUGUCUUCACUGAGAAGUGCCAGUAAUUAAUAUAUUUUGUAUUAAAAUCUUCAAAAGAAAUAAAAUGUCUGAACAAAAAAGUAAUUUUUACAUUUCAAAAGAUGCUUAUUCAUCUUAACAGUGAAUUAAUGUGUGUUUCUGUCUGUAAGAGCUCACUUUGAAACUGUUUUUCUCUAAAAGUAGCAAGUUGCAUUGAAAUAGUGUCUGUUAAUUUAUUUUUCUUCUAAAGGUCAUCAUAGUGUCUGGUUCAAAUAUGGAAGUAUCUUUCAAGAUACUUUCCUACAGUAAAAGUGUGACACAGACAUACAUUACAAAACUAAAAUGUAUGAAAUUUUGUAAGCAGAUAGACCUGUAGGAGUAGAGUGAAUGAAAUAUUCACUUUGGUUACUUGAUUUUCUUUUUGAUGUUGAAGCUUAGUUUAAAAUUUGUGGAAAAUAGUACUUACACCAUCAUAUUUUAAUCCUGAAUCACUACCACUUGCCUUAUCCUGGAGCUUAAAUAAACAUAAUAUCUUACCACUUUGGAAAAUGUGUGGUGGGGUUGUACACUUUUUCUGAAAUGUCUUCUAUUUUACAGGUUUCCAUUUCCAACACUAGAAACCUAGUUUGCAAUAUAAUGUGUGUUGGUAGCUUGCAACACUAGCUCACUGCCACCAGAAAAUACAAUUACAUAAAAUAAACAGACCUUGAUAUUUCAACAAAAAUUUGUUCAAAAUCAGUAUAUCCAUGCUGAAACUUUAUGUAUGUGAGUUAUUUGGGUUGACCCUCAAUAUUUUCAUUUUAUAUACAAGCCAUACUCAGUCAAAAAAAUAAA